Messenger RNA from Halichondria panicea, 1494 nucleotides. RefSeq lists its product as uncharacterized. NCBI's taxonomy places the organism in Eukaryota, Metazoa, Porifera, Demospongiae, Suberitida, Halichondriidae. The transcript has 3 exons. The record is from RefSeq and is a predicted model, not a curated record. Bases 54 to 1307 code for a protein of 417 amino acids. Gene Ontology annotation, molecular function: zinc ion binding; protein binding.
GUGUACAAUUUCAAACCUGCAAAUUAAAAGCAGCGUCUCUUAAGCUUUCAAGGAUGGAUCAAAGUAACGGAAGUCUAGAUCUUCACCGUUUUCUCGGCGCACUCGGCCACAACAAAUGGAAGCUGUUUGGCAAAGCACUAGGCGUCAGUUGUGAGGUGCUGGAUCAGAUAGAGUUGGGUUGCUCAGAGGAGAACAGACUUACACAGGUUCUAAUACAGAGACAAAGGAGUGAGCUAACUUUGGAACACGUCAUAACCGCAUUGGAGGACAAUACAAUGGGAGAGGAUGGAUUGGCUCUGGGCAUUCGAAUGCAUCAAGAGUUUAAACAGGCAGAAAAUGGGCAAGAACCACCAACAAAGAGGAGAAGGCUAGAUGAGACUCACAAUAAAAAAACCUAUGAAUUGAGUAUGUUUGUACGACCAGAUAGUGCUGACAAGUAUCGCUGUUUUCACUGCAGCCUUGUCCCGGCUAGACCCCACCAAGCCCAAUGCGAACACAAAACAAUAUCAUGUGAAGCUUGCAGCACAUUCAAACAAUGUUCCCUUGAAUGUAAUUUCACUCGUUACAAGUACAACGCAAAAAUGGCCGACAAAGUCCGUCAUUUGAAAGUACACUGUCUGAAUAAGGAGCAUGGAUGCGAAAAUACAAUGGUCUUGUCAUCACUGAGCGAGCAUUUGCAACAGUGCCAAUUUCAAGAGAUUCCAUGCACAUAUACAGUGAUUGGAUGUUCAGAAAUGGUCAGGAGAACAUAUAUGGCCGAUCACAUCAACACUGGCGGUAGUAAUAGCCACUUCCCACAAGCUGUUGAAACUAUAACGUCUCUCCCAAGAGCUCAAAGAGAGGCAGUCCAGCUUAGUGGUGCCCAUGCAUUUCAAGAUCGGACCAGUCGGAAAGGGCAGGAAGAAAACGCUACUAAAAAAGGGCCAAUUUUCUACAGCCAUCAAAAUGGAUACAAGCUACAACUAAAGAUAGGCAUUCACGUCAAUCGAACCACGAGCCAGUUCAACCUGAUUCUCUGCUCAGUUUCAGGAGAGAACGAUGGCAAUCUCGUGUGGCCAGUCAGUGGUACACUAACAGUUGCCCUGCUGAAUCAACACAAGAACCAGGGCCACUGUAUAGCCAAUAUCGAGUUCAUGAUGGAGGCAUGUUCCCAGACUCCGAUAUUUGAGACUCGGUUCCAAUCUCCUAACGAUUACAUCACAGCGAAUGGGGAGGGAGAUUUACAGUUCUGCAUUUUGAAGAUUGAGCUAAACGAGCAAUGCAAGCCUUGGUUACUAGACCCAAGCACCAUCAACACUAGUGCCUAGUACACAAGACUCAGUGCAUGUAUAGAAAAUUACUUGCAUAGUAGUAGUGAUCCAGCUUAGGGUUUAUUUUGAACAAUGUUUACUGUCUUGUUUAGUCGAGCGUCAGCUAUUAUUGUACUAGCUUCACAUUACAAUGCAUGUUACUUAGGGAUACCUGUACAUGUACAUACUGUUUACAAAAGUUUAA